Messenger RNA from Tympanuchus pallidicinctus (lesser prairie-chicken), 3255 nucleotides. RefSeq names its product CACN subunit beta associated regulatory protein (gene CBARP). Gene Ontology annotation, cellular component: plasma membrane; secretory granule. Gene Ontology annotation, molecular function: transmembrane transporter binding. Lineage: Eukaryota; Metazoa; Chordata; Aves; Galliformes; Phasianidae. Bases 198 to 2555 code for a protein of 785 amino acids. Gene Ontology annotation, biological process: negative regulation of calcium ion-dependent exocytosis; negative regulation of voltage-gated calcium channel activity. The transcript is spliced from 9 exons. The record is from RefSeq and is a predicted model, not a curated record.
GGGUGCGGGCCGGUCCGGUGCGGGCGGCCCCGGUGCAGGCGGGCUCGGGGCAGCCCCGUCCCCACGUGACGCCCGCACCGCGCGGGGGCGGCUCCGGUUCAUUCAUAAAUCCCGGGGCCGCCCGAACCGCACCGAACGCAGCGGCGGCGAUGGAGCCCCGGCCCCGGCUGUAGGACGAACCCGGCUUGGAUCGGACCAUGAACGAUGACCCGACCCCGUGGGACAACGCGACGGAGAGCAGCACGGCGCUGCCCGGCGAGGUGUCCCCCCAGGAUGGCUACGUGCUGCUGCUCGCCCUGCUCUCCAUCUUCAUCGGGGGAACUCUGGUGCUGCUCUCAGGGAUCCUGAUCAUCUGUCGCCGCUGCUGCGAGGCCGACCGCCGCCACUCCAGAGCCAGCGAUGACCCUGAGAAAACCACCACGACGUACCUGGAUGACUCGCAGCAGGCCCAGGAUAUCACUAUCAGAGUGGAGGACCCCGAGUGCCUGUCGGCCUCCAGUUACCGCGAUGCAGAGAGCGAGCGGUUCCUGUCCUCCAGCUCCUCCAGCGCACGCCGCGUCUCCUUCAACGAGGCCGCGCUGUAUGAGCAGGGCAAGAAGACCCAGGAGAAGGGGCGGAGGUACACGCUGACAGAGGGGGAUUUCCACCACCUGAAGAACGCCCGCCUGACGCACCUCCACCUGCCACCACCUGCCCUUAAGAUCGUCACCAUCCAUGAGUGCGAGUCCAGCGAGAACAGCCUGGCCAUGACCCCCCGCCGGCCCCCUCCCAAACCCGGCCUCGCCAUCUUCCAGCCCCCUGGAGGGGCCGUGCCGCAGCCCGGCCACACCGUGUGCCCCAGCUCAGCACUGCCCGGGGACACCUACAACUCCACAGCGGGAGGGAGCCCCGCCACCUCCUCCGACUCUGGGGAGGGCCCUUCGGUGAGUGUGGGGCCGGGGUUGUGCACGGCUGCUCCCAGGGCUGAGCCACCGCUCACGACUCCCCCACACCUUCAGUUCACCGCAGCGCCCCGGAGCGGGAAGGGGCCGACUGCAGGCAGUGCCAGCCCUGGGGAUGCCCCCCCAGCCCCUACGCAGGGCCCGGUGCUGCAGUUCUUCACCCGCCUGCGUCGGCACGCCAGCCUGGAUGGGGCCAGCCCCUACUUCAGGAUCAAGAAAUGGAAACUGGAGAGCACCCAGCGGGCAUCCAGCCUGGACACGAGAGGGUCUCCCAAGCGCCGCCAGUUCCAGCGGCAGCGUGCAGCCAGUGAGAGCAUGGACCAGGAGGAUCGCGACCCCCACCAGACCGACAUCAUCCAAUACAUCGCCCACACCGACGACGUCGCCUUCCACCCCGCGGGCGGCCCCUUCCUGCCCUCCCCCAGCAGCCCCCCUCCCUCUCUCGGCAGGUUAGAGCCAGGCGAGGACAGCCCCAGCGAGGCGGCGGCCCCGGAGCAGCGCAGCGUCGGCCACGACAUCUGGAGCCUUCGGGCCUCGCUGGAGCUGUACGCCGCGUCGGAGCGCAGCAACGACCAGGACUCGGUGCGCAGCGACGGCGCGGACAGCGUCUCGUCGGGCGGCGCGGCUCCCUGCCCCUCCUCCUCCCUGGACGAGGCCGAAGGCCCCGAGGAGAAGCUCUGGGCCCGGCCCAAGGCGGAGGAUUCGGAACCCGGCACGCGCAAGCUGCUGCAGAUGGACAGCGGCUACGCCUCCAUCGAGGCGCCGGGCCGGGGGAGCGAGGAGGGGCCGCCCGCGGAUCAAACGGCGUCGGAGAAACGGAUCUGCUUCACCAGCGCCGGGCGGAAAGGCACCAUCUUCGAGAGCUUCGAGGGCCGCGAGCCCGACGAGGAAGAGGAGGAGGAGGACGAGGAGGAAGAGGAGGAGGAAGCGCGGCGCGGCGCGGUGGGCGGGGGGGGUCCGGUGCGCACCCACAGCCCCCUGGCCUGGUCACCCUACGGGCAGAUGCUGGCGGGCCGGGACGCGCCGUCGCCCAGGAGGGAUUACAGCAUCGACGAGAAGACGGACGCGCUGUUCAACGCCUUCGUGCGGCACGACCCGCAGUUCGACGAAUCCCCGCCGCGCGGAAAACAUCGCUCCCGCACGCACCUCCGCAAGCAGUGGCAGCACGCCAAGCAGUACAGCGACCCGGGGGUUCGGUACCCCGCGUUGGAACGGCACCGCACCCCUCUGCGUCGCGGGGACAGCGCCAACUCCCCGCUGGACGCCCGAUUCCACGGGCCGCUGCCCCGCAUCGUCAGCGCCGGGGACGAAGAGGCGGCCGAGGCGGAAUCCGGCGCCGCUCCGCUGCCCGAACCCGAGAUUCAGGUGAUCGUGGAGGAGCCCGGAGAGGAGCACCGGACCGGGCCCGAGCGCGGAGGCGGGGAGGAAUGCCUCGGACCGGGGCGGUGCGUGGAGCCGCGUCCCGACGCGGAGCUGCUGGACAAGAUAGCGGGAGGCAUCGAGGAGCGGCUGUACGGGCAUCUGCGGAGGGAGGCGGAGGGGCUGCGGGCGGACACGGAGAGCGCGGUGGCCGUAACUGCCGGCGAUGCCCCCCCCGAGCGCAGCCCCGCGUAGGGCGCACGCGGUGCGGGUCCGCGCGUUGUGCGGGGGGCUGAGCCGAGCCUCAGCGCGGGGCGGCGUCGAGCCGGCAGGGCGGGGGGCGGCGCGGAGGGGACCGUUCCGCAGCCGCGGUGGUUCCUACGAGCAAUAACGGCGCUGCGCCCGGCGCCGGGAACCGGCAUGGAAAAGCGGGGGGCGGCCCCGGGGGGCAGAGCGGCCGUGGGGUGGGGGCCGCGCCCUCCUUCCCUCCCACUCCUCGCCCUCCUCCUCCCAUCGAGGAAGGCGAUGCUUCGGUUCGCACGGCGGGUCGGCUUUGUAUGGCGGGAUGGGGUUUUGCGGGGCUAUUUGCGUUCCCAAGGACGGGGGGGCAAAUAAAAAGGACCGAACGGCCCCACAUCGGCCCACGGGGGGCGGGGAGGGGGGCAGCGGUGCCCCCCAUUGCAUGCGAGCGCAGAGGUCGGGCCGCGCCUUCCCCCUCCGCAGAGCCUCUGCCCGAAGCACCACCUCCAACUCCGCGUUUUUAAAUCUAUCAAUGAAGGAAAAGAAAAACCAACCGAACCAAAACCAAAGGCUGUGAGUGCUGUGAGCGCCGUUCUCACCCUGCCGAUCCCACCGUUCCAUUCCCUCCCCCCCUCAUCCCCCAACUGCAGAGGAAGGACAGGAGCCCCCUCUCCCCCAAGGUGCAGAGGAAGGACAGGAGCCCCACCUCUCGCUU